AUGGCUAACGAUGUUAAAAAGACACUGAUUGAGCGCAUUAAGAACAGUAGAUAUUUUGCCAUACAGCUUGAUGAGACUACAGAUGUUGCAGAUUUGGCCAAUUUAUUGGUUUAUGUGAGAUAUGAAUAUGACGGUGUGGCGCAGGAGGACUUUUUGUUCUGUAAAUCACUGGAGACCAGAACUACAUCAGAGCAAAUAUUCCAGUUACUGAACAAGUUCAUCCAGGAGCAUGGCUUGGAUUGGACGUUGCAGGACUGUGUUCACAAAGGCAUGCACACCCAUCAUAUUAAGCUCAAAAGCAGUCACUGGAGUUAAGAAACAGCAAGAACUGCAGCUAUGCAUAGCCUGUUUUGAUUUUUUUCAAGUACAUCAAG
Molecule: messenger RNA, 374 nt
Organism: Neoarius graeffei (lesser salmon catfish)
Lineage: Eukaryota; Metazoa; Chordata; Actinopteri; Siluriformes; Ariidae
Product: zinc finger BED domain-containing protein 5-like
Exons: 2
Coding region: 1-315 (104 amino acids)
Source: RefSeq, a predicted model, not a curated record